Molecule: messenger RNA, 3381 nt
Organism: Synchiropus splendidus (mandarinfish)
Lineage: Eukaryota; Metazoa; Chordata; Actinopteri; Syngnathiformes; Callionymidae
Gene: clint1a
Product: clathrin interactor 1a
Exons: 13
Coding region: 199-2046 (615 amino acids)
Biological process (GO): endocytosis
Cellular component (GO): endosome; clathrin vesicle coat; plasma membrane
Molecular function (GO): clathrin binding; phospholipid binding
Source: RefSeq, a predicted model, not a curated record
GACACGUGACUGCUGUUGGAUUUCCUUCGCUUAUCUUCAUACUUUCCCGUGUUUGCUGAAGGCAUGUGCCUGUUUAUCUAGUGCAGCCUUGCCCAAUGUUGAUGACGCUGCAGAAGAAUUUCCGCCAAGUUUGGUUCGGUUUCGACACAACUCAAAAGGCUUCCACCGAAGCAGAAAGCUUCCCCUCACAUCGCCAAGAUGCUGAACAUGUGGAAGGUUCGGGAGCUCGUAGACAAAGCAACCAAUGUGGUGAUGAACUACUCCGAAGUGGAGUCAAAAGUCAGAGAAGCAACAAAUGAUGACCCCUGGGGACCUUCCGGGCAGCUGAUGGCUGACAUUGCAAGAGCCACAUUUAUGUACGAGCAGUUCCCAGAGGUGAUGAAUAUGCUGUGGGCGAGGAUGCUCAGGGACAACAAGAAAAACUGGAGAAGAGUUUACAAGUCGCUGCUUCUUCUCGCUCACCUCAUCAGGAACGGAUCAGAGAGGGUGGUCACCAGUGCCAGAGAACAUCUGUAUGAUCUGAGAUCUUUAGAGAGCUACCACUUUGUAGAUGAGAACGGGAAGGACCAAGGCGUGAAUGUCCGUCAGAAGGUGAAGGAGAUGGUGGACUUUGUCCAGGACGAUGAAAGGCUAAGGGAAGAAAGGAAAAAGGCUAAGAAGAACAAAGACAAGUAUGUCGGCGUUUCAUCCGACACGAUGGGAUACAGAGGCUAUUCCGGAGACAGGUACGACUCCAGUGACAGUCGAGGAAAGUGGGAUGACGACUGGGAGAGGAACAAAGGCCAGUUUCCCUUCAGCGAAAAGUUGGGAGAGCUUAGCGACAAAAUCGGCAGCACCAUUGAAGACACCAUCGGCAGGUUUAGGAAAAACGAAAGAGAUGACUCCCCCGAUCGUUUUAGUGAUAACGAAGAGGAACGGAGUCGCUCGUCGCACAACGGCAAGCCAGGUAAAGAGUUUAAAGACGACGAAGAAACAGUCACCACCAAGAGCGUUCAAAUCGUGCAAGCAACAGAAACCACCGCGACGCGGAAGAGGGGCGGAGUUCCAUCUAAAAAGGUGGACCUGGGGGCAGCAGCCCAAUACACAGGCGAAAGCAAUCCAGUCCCCUCCAGUUCUUCUCAGGCUCAGCCAGCCGCCGCGAAACCUGCCAGUGCUGGACUGGUAGACUUAAUGAUGGCUGACAUCACUCCGAGCCAGCCCGCUGCCACAGAUUUGAUCAGUGGAUUUGCUGACUUCUCCUCGCCAGCUGCGUCCGCCAGCCUCUCCGCUGGAUCUGCACCAGCCUCCAACACCAAUGGGGACUUUGGAGAGUGGAACGCCUUCCCCGGGGGCCAGAUACCGGCGUCUGCAGACACCAGUGCGAGUGACCUUUUUGGAGGCAUGACAGGAGGCCCGGCUGUGGCCCCCGCUCCUGCCCCAGCUCCUGGGCCUUCCUCGGCAGACCUGUUUGACCUGAUGGGACCAACUCAGACCUUCACCUCCUCCCAGAGCCUCAACUUUAGCAUGAACAACACGCAGAGCAUGAGCAGCACAGUCCUGCCACAGUCCCGUUCUCAGCCCCUUCAGACCAUGGGUGGUCCUCUUCAGCCACAGCCCGCUCAGUCCCUGCAACCGGCGCAGCAGGGUCCCGCAGCCAAAGCUCCUCUUCCUUCCACCUGGUCGGACCCCUCGGUCAACAUCAGUCUGGAUUUCCUGGGCCCAGGGAUGCACGCCCCCAAGGCCAGCCAGCCCAGCCUGAACUCCCUCCAGCAAGGUAGCAUGACGUCUCCCACCAUGCUGUCUCAAGGGAUGUCCGCCAUGAACCUGGGACCCAGCCCUGUCAGACCAGCCAUGAGUCCCAUGAUGCACCCCAGUGUGGGCAUGAUGGGCAUGGGCAUGGUCCCCAACCCGGCAAUGAUGGGCAUGAGCAUGAACAUGGGGAUGCCACAGUCGGGGAUGCCCAUGGGCAUGCCUGCGGCCAUGGGCAUGGGCAUGGGGAUGAACCCCGGCAUGGUCCAACAACCCAAAAAUGACGCCUUCGCUGACUUUGCCAACUUCGGGAAGUGACAGAGCCGCGGUCGCAAAUUGUUUCUGGAGCCUCUCUCUUUGUCCGUUGGUGAAGGAUUGUAAUGAGCUGCAAACAAAGAGUACUUGAAUCAUGUCAACGACCGUAAUAAUACAGACGCGCCGCCAUCUCCUCUGCUGGCUGCUGGAGGGGGGAGGGGUCACCGACGCGUCCUCCUCCUGCAGAACGUCAGGGUGUUUUCUUUUGUAACCUCAAUCAAGUGACACAGAGUAGAACCUGAUGUCAACAUUUGUAGCUGCGUUCUUUUUAUCAGUCUCCAUCCCCACUUUUUUUCUAACAGGCCGUUUUUAACUGUCUUCCGAGUCGCCAGUCUGUGUGUCUUUGCCCCGUCCUUUGACCUGUCGAUCCGAAGCCUUUCCAAUGAAGUACCUGACGGUGAGUUCAUGAUUCCAGACCCGUGACAAAGCACAGCGCCUGCUGGGGGUCUGCACACGAAGCGCCGCAGCUUACGAAUGAGGUGACUGAACUUGUGGAGAUUAAGGUGGAGCUUUCUUACGGAGGCCAUCAGAUGGUUGUUCUUAUAUAAAUAUCUAUAUUUUACACGUGGAUAAAGAGUAUAAUCAGAUGAGAUAAUCAGUAGCGGGAGGUGCUUUGAAAAUGGUUGUGGGGUUUUUGUGUGCCUGGAAAACCUUUAACCUCUUCAGUUUAACCGCAGUGUUGAAGUUUCCAUGUACAAGUGUUUGUACUCAUGCCUAAGCCAAGUGAACCAUGUACAGAAGAUUAUUUAAUAUAAGCUGUUUUAUUACGGUGGGCCUUAGUUCAGCAUCCCAACUGACUGUUAACGCAUAUUUAUGUCCUGGUUAUUACUGCCUUUCAAAUAUGUUCCUCCCUCAAAAAGGCUUCUUUCCCCCCACUUGGUUCGAUUUUGUCGUAAAAACUGUUCCCUCAUUUGUGCCUUCUAAUCGCAUGGAUGUUUAAAAUCCACGAUGGUUUAAGUGCCUGCUCACAGUCGCCUCCUGAACUUUAUAAUGAAUGAUAUUCUUGCCUGCUUGACAUUUUCGGGAUGUCAACGGCGAGAUAAAUAAUUCACUGACCAGAGAAGGCCGUGGAUCCUUCAGCCCCGGGAGAGUUGGACGCUCACAGUAGCCUUGAAUCCAAGCCUAAAGCAUCAUAAUGACCAAAAUCUGUCGCUUUCUUUUCUAUGACAAAACAGUAGAGUUUUAAGCCUUUUGUUUUCUAUUUCAAAUGAUUUUUUCUUUUUUGGAUCUCUUUAAGAUGGGGUUGUUACUGAGACACUAGUUUAUGCAAAUGUUGAAAUCCUUUUGAGAAAAUUUUGCGUUCUGUUGAUUUCCAGAGAUUCUUGAUCGACAACAUUA